This is a messenger RNA of Lasiosphaeria miniovina, 957 nucleotides long. RefSeq lists its product as uncharacterized. NCBI's taxonomy places the organism in Eukaryota, Fungi, Ascomycota, Sordariomycetes, Sordariales, Lasiosphaeriaceae. The transcript has 2 exons. Bases 179 to 670 code for a protein of 163 amino acids. The record is from RefSeq and is a predicted model, not a curated record.
CACCACAGGAUUAUCCUCAGGGUUAGGUAUACCCCACACUUAGAAUCGCGCUUCAUAGCUGGUGGCCUUCGGCCUGUAGUUUUUAGAAAGAACAACCCAUUCCAUACCGUUCUUUUUACCACAACCCAUUCCAUACCGUUCUUCUCACUACCCAGCAACACCUUAACCCUAAUAUAACAUGCAUUUCAAGCUCGGUCUCUCUGGUCUGGCGGCCCUGGCCCAGGUUAUCACUCUUGGAGCCUGCCACUACGUCCUCCAAUUUCCCAUCAGCGUUGGAUACACCGACUCGACCGAGGCCACGGCCCCGUGCGGGGGUUACUCGGCAACCAGCCGAACGACUGUGACGGACUGGCCGCUCGGAGGGCUGGCCAUCGCCGUCAUCACCACCCACUCGUCCGUCACCUGGGAGUACAAGGUGGCCCUGCUGAGCAGCCCGACCGUCUUCGUGAGCUUGACGCCCGUCCUCACCCAGACUGGCGUGGGCCACUUCUGCGAACCCGUAAUGCCGGGAUACUCGCCCUGGCUGAACCAGGACGCCAUCCUCCAGGUCAUCCAGCAUGCUCCUGAUGGGGCUUUGUACCAGUGUGAGGCAAUCAAGUUUGUUUCCGGGGCCGCAGCAACGCCCCCGGCGUCGUGUUACAACUCGUCCGUCAUCUCGGCGCACUGGUAAAUAGAGCAACAAGAUCCGGUUAGCCACUCUGGCAAAGUCGGGCGAGCCCCAAAUGCCGGAGCCAGCCGCCAGCCUGACUGGCGGGCGAGGGAGGAGGGGGGGUCUACAGAGAGGGUGGCAUCAUGGUUUGGAGUCACAUCGUGAUUGUCGUAGUGGGAGGGGGGUUGACAAAACGCGCUGCAGGUUGUAAGUAUGAUGUGUAUGGGUUAAUCACACACCCAUGCACCGAGCUCUGUCCCUGGGACUUGGGAAGUGAAAAAGAAGAAAAGAAAUAAGAGAAAGGUGAC